AGUAUUCGACUGAUCGAGACACAUGGAGCUUCACAUAGCUACGCCACUCUGAGCUACUGCUGGGGUAUCAUAAACUCUCAAUGGCUAUGUAACAAACAGACUGUGGACCAAUAUCUUCUUGGUAUCGAUCGUGAGAUCCUCCCAGCUACGCUCCGUGACAGCAUCGUCAUUGCAGCAAGCCUUGGCAUACGUUACAUCUGGAUCGAUGCGCUGUGUAUCAUCCAAGACAGUACUUCACACUGGGCCGCUGAGUCCGCAAAGAUGGGCAGUAUCUACCAUGGAUCCUUGGUCACGAUAGCUGCCGCUGGAAGCUCAGAUAGCAACGGAGGCCUAUAUCACCCGGGGCCUUUGCGGGAUGAUCUUGCUCUUCUCGAGAGCCGGUUGCAGAGCGGUUCCAUAAGCCGAUUAUAUGUCGUCAGAUCCGCUGGUUACGAUCCUUACGAUGAUAUUUACGAAGAAGAAGUCCUUCACAGUCUGCUGUCUACACGUGCCUGGGUGUUCCAAGAACAGGUACUUUCUCGUCGGAUUAUCUACUACGCCCAGUCUCAGUUGUUUUGGGAAUGCGAGCAUUGCCGCUUGAGCGAGGACGGUUGUCCGCAACAACAAGCUCAGCAAAUCUACCCAAUCCUAGCCUCUCAAAAGCCGCUUAGCACAGCUCAGAUAAUCAAGAGCUGGUAUCUCGGAGCAGUGCAGACCUACACCAAUCGCAGUCUUACCCACAAGCAUGACAAAUUGGUUGCAAUCAGUGCUGUCGCUAGGGCAACAUAUUUGAAUAGACGCAUCGACUACUUCGCCGGCCUAUGGAAAGAUUGUAUCCUACAAGGCCUAGUUUGGAAGCGUUCUAGCCUUGGAAACAAGAGUAGAACCUACGUAUGUCCCUCGUGGUUAUGGGCUUCCCAAGACUCAAGCGUGCAGUACGAUGCUAUCUACAACGAACCAAACAAGUACAUCCCCUACCAGCCCAAGGUACUCGAAGUACACGUAGAUCGUGAUCCUAAAAACCACUUUGGGGAUGUGAGCAGCGGAUACGUAAAGCUUGACACUUGGAUCACGUCAGGAUGGGUCUUGCGUAGCCAUGCAUACGAGCUCAAUCACGAGCAGGAAUUCAUCUUUUACAACAAGUCCCAUCUCCACAUUUGGCGCGCGACAGUAGUCAUGGAUGACGACGACUAUACAGGUCCUGGCGUUACCGUCGCUAUGAUCAGCAAUUACUAUCAAGACUGGGUCGCGCUUGUCCUUGAGUCGUUGUCAGAUGGGACGCAAACAUAUCGAAGGAUUGGAAUCUUAAAGUGGAAAAUCAACGAUCGACAUAAAAUUGAGAAUCCGGGGCAGAUGUGGAAGCAGGAGUUUAUAACUAUUGUAUAG
Molecule: messenger RNA, 1365 nt
Organism: Macroventuria anomochaeta
Lineage: Eukaryota; Fungi; Ascomycota; Dothideomycetes; Pleosporales; Didymellaceae
Product: HET-domain-containing protein
Exons: 2
Source: RefSeq, a predicted model, not a curated record